GAUAAAUCUCUGAAUCACCCUUCCCUUUCCUCCCCUUCCCCUUCUAACAGUGACAGAGCAUUGGACCUGUUAAGAUAUAAGCCCUGAUGCUCUAAAGCUCUGAUCUUUUCCCAUUCUUGAAUCUCUCACGUACUUGUCCAUACCUAAAACUUGUACACACCCUUUCUUUGUUUUCACGAGAUGGAGAAAAUCGUGUUUAUGGUUAGCUGUGAGCUCAAGGCUUGUGGCAUAGUGUAGCUUUCUCCAAGACCUCCGAGUUUUAAAACCCAGAGCUUUAAAUAAAGUCUCACUCACUCACUCACUCUCUCUCUCUCUCUCUCGAUUGGGAUUUGAGAGCUUGCAAUCUUUCCCAUUUCUCUCUCUCUAUAAUGGGUUGUGAGCGGAUGAUUUUAAGGAAUUUGGACCCGGAGAGGAAAAGGUCUGGUGGGUUGAGAACCAAACAGGCGGGGCGAGGGUCUUGUAGAGGAAGUUAGGCAAUUUGAGGUGAUCUUGCCGGAAAGAGAAACAAAGAGAGCAAUGAUUCUUCGCCGGCGCUGACAUCUGUUCACAUUUUCUCUUCUACUUGUCUCCGGAAUUAGAAAGAUAUUCUGUUCUUCAUCUUUAUAUAUAUAUAUAGACUCAUAUAGAUAAACAUACUCAUUGGCUGCAACUUGCUAUGGGGUACCUGCUUAAGGAAGCUUUGAAAACACUGUGUGGAGUUGAUAGAUGGUCUUAUGCUGUUUUUUGGAAGAUCAAUUGCCAAAACCCAAAGCUUUUGAUAUGGGAGGAUUGUUACUAUGAACCUGUUAUUUACUCUGCUAUCCAUGGUAUUCCUGGGUCUAUGAAUCAGGAAUUGGCUUUGCAAAACUGGAGUUCUUGCUGGGCCUCAAACAGUGUUUCCCAAACCGGGGAGAAGGUUCAGCUUCUUGUAAACAAGAUGAUGGUAGAAAAUCAGUUCAGUGUUGUAGGAGAAGGACUUGUUGGAAAGGCUGCUGCAACUGGUAAUCAUCAAUGGGUUUUGUCAGAAGGUUAUUGUAGAGAUGCACACCCAGUAGAGGUACUGAAAGAGCUGUCUUUACAAUUUUCAGCUGGCAUGCAGACAAUUGCAGCUAUUCCUGUCCUUCCUCAUGGUGUUGUUCAGCUUGGUUCGUCCAAAAUGAUGUUGGAGAAUGUCGGUGUUGUGAAUGAAGUAAAAAUGCUGGUCGGUCAGCUGGGAUGUGUGUUGAUUUCUGAUGAACAAGGGAUGAGGCAAACUGUUCAAUCUGAGGUGUGCCCCGGCCAGACUUUGUCCUCUCUUCUUGCACAAGAUUGUGCAAAUCAGACAUUUCCCCAAAGCUUUCUUGACAAUCUUUGUCAACCAAACGUGCUUCCACUCAAGAAUUUAAACAUCUCCCCAAAGAAUCCCGAUAUGUGGCCAAAUCAACACUCUUCCUCUGCAUACAACCACCAUUCAAAUGCUGUGUCUAAUGGCCAUCCAAUGCCUAUUAUUCCUGACAUGUACACAUGCAGCUCCGAGUUGGAUAGGAAUAUGGGAGCCGUUGAAAAUGAUUUGUUCCAAGAACUUGGCACUGUCCUGACACGGAGUACCCAGAAGCAGAGUUUAUGUGGGCCCACCAUGCCUGGUUUCAGUUAUGACGAGAAAGAUGAAUCUGGGGCGCAAAGUGUAAUGCUGGAUGAUGGUUACGAGGACCCGUGUGUUCAUUCGUCAGGAGAUGACUUGUUUGAUGUUCUUGGUGCUGAUUUCAAACAUAAACUCCUAAAUGGAAGGUGGAAUAGUAGACCAGAAGGUUUGUACACAAAGGAUAUGGAUCCGGAUGCUUCUUCAAUUGUCAACCAAGCAAAAUCUGAAUCUGGUGUCAUCUCAGCCAACGAUUUCAAUCACAUUUUAGACUUUGUAACAUCUACCCAUUCUGGAAACCAAAGUUUGGACGACAAUGUCUCUUGCCAUACCACGUUGACAACCAUGAGUAGCUCUUCUGGCCCUAAUGCUUCGUGUUCUUAUGGCCGGGUUGGCGCGUCUUCUCAAAUGCAGGGAGAGUUGUUUGGUUGUCCCAAAUCAAAAUCAAGAAUCAUGGCCUCUUGUUCAUUUGACACUACUCCUCAAGCUAGUUCCAUGUACGGUUCACAAGUCAGCUCAUGGAUUGAACAAGCAUGUGACAUGAAGAAGACUACCAGUGUCUCAACUGUUAGCUCUAAGAAACCCGAUGAAGCAGCCAAACCAAGCCGUAAAAGGCUAAAACCGGGAGAGAACCCUCGGCCUAGGCCAAAAGAUCGCCAAAUGAUUCAAGAUCGCGUGAAAGAGUUGCGAGAAAUUGUGCCAAACGGAGCAAAGUGUAGCAUUGAUGCUCUCUUGGAACGCACUAUCAAGCACAUGCUUUUCCUACAGAGUGUAACAAAACAUGCAGACAAACUAAAACAGACCGGAGAGUCAAAGAUUAUUGGAAAAGAAGGGGGUUUACAUUUUAAGGAUAAUUUCGAAGGGGGGGCAACUUGGGCAUAUGAAAUUGGAACGGAGUCUACGAUGUGUCCCAUCAUUGUUGAGGAUCUGAAUCAGCCUCGCCAGAUGCUUGUGGAGAUGCUUUGUGAACAAAAUGAUUACUUCCUGGAAAUUGCUGACAUUAUUCGAGGAUUAGGGCUGACUAUCUUGAAGGGGGUCAUGGAAAUGAAGAACGAGAAAAUAUGGGCACGUUUUGCUGUCGAGGCUAACAAAGACAUUACCAGGGUUGAGAUAUUCAUGUCUCUGGUAAAUCUUUUUAAGCAAACAACAAUAAGUUGUGAUGAUAGUGAUGAUGAAGGGAAGGGUCCUAUGUUGCACCAACCCAAUUCAAACCAGUAGUUUGCGAUGAUCACCAACGUCCGGAUGCGUUAAGAGCGAGCCACUGGUGGGCCCCGCCGUGACUAACAAACUUCGGGCGAUCAUCAAACAUUACUCUUUUUGUUGCUGUCAUCUCUUUAAUCUGAAUUCUGUGUGUAUUCCUACGUUUCGGGACCGAGGCUUGUAUAAUAUCCCUUGUUAGCUAGGAUUUGUGUUUUGGUUGCAUAGAUUAGUUUGUCUGAUUCAAUUCCUUUGAGGCUGUGGUUUGUCUAAGCUGGAAUUAUGAAUGGGAAAUUGUUGUUUGUGAAGAAAAUAGUUUGCUUCAU
Molecule: messenger RNA, 3120 nt
Organism: Cuscuta campestris
Lineage: Eukaryota; Viridiplantae; Streptophyta; Magnoliopsida; Solanales; Convolvulaceae
Source: the annotation of a GenBank genome assembly